AUGUUCUUCCUCGCAAGAAGAUGCAAUCAGCACAUCAUCCGAAUAUGGAAGCACGAAGUCUAUGCCAUAAAAAACUUCAUUGAUGAACCUCUGAAAGGUCGCAGGGGCAUUUUUGAGACCAAAACUCAUGACAUUGAAUUGAUCCUGGAGCAGGAGAAGCAUGCUCUGAGAAGGAAACUGGACUCCCUGGUGGGCGACUAUGACAGUCGGAUUGCAGAACUGCAGAGCGACAUCGAGGAAUUGCGGAAAGAGCUUGAAGAGCAGAACGCCUUGCAGAGGAACACCGAAAAAGAAAAAGCGCAGUUACUGCAAGAGCUUACGGAACAAAAUCAUAGGCUGACUGCCCAGCUGAAACAAGCUGCUCGAGCGGAAGAACAACUUCAAGCUCAACUGCAGACACUCAGGGAACAGUUCAACGUUCGAAGAUCUAACCUCCACGACCAUGUAUCUCAACUGGAAGGACUGCGAGAAGAGAUUAACUUGCUCGAAGGACGAAAAGCAGAUCUUGGCCAAAGAAUACACGCACUCACGGACGAAAGAGAGAACUUAAAUUUAUCCUUAGAAGAAUCCGGUGAUAGAAUUAUUUUUCUUCAAAGGCAAAACAAAGAGCAAGAGCAGAAGAUUCGAAGUCAGCAACAGGAUCUAGAUGAUCUAAGGCAAACCAACGUCCAACUUCAAGCGAAGUUAGAUCUGCUGUUGAGAAGGAGUCCAAAUGGUAAUUCCUCGCUCUUAGACGAGAUAGAGAUGUCGGCACCUUCUUCCAUGGAAGACGAUGCGGCGCGGCAGAAUCGCUUGCCGGAUGAUGACAUAGAAUGUGAUGAUCUAGUCUUACCGUUUGCUGGGUUGUUCCCUGAAGGCGAUGAAAACAUGAAGCAUUUGGCUCAGGAAGUAAUCGACAUUUACCACCAGCUGAGGCGGCUGUGUCUGGAACUUCGUCGUCGGAGGGACAAUGUGUCUGUUGACAGCGGCAUCUCCUCCACUACCCCCGAAGAAAUCCAGGCCAACCAAGUUCGAGUUGGUAUGUUCAACAACCUCCUGCAAGAAUUCAAGAGCCUUAUUGAAGACCUCUUGUCUCAGGGCCCAGAUAUGCCAUGCCUCGCUUGCCAAUCGGUCGCCGAAGAAACGGCUAAUCUGGAAAGACUUCAGAAAGAGCUGCAAGAAAAAACUGAAACUCUGAAAGAGAAGAAUGAAGAAAUAUCAAAAUUAAGCACAAAGUUAACUGUUCAAGAAACAGAGCUCGCCGCUCUGAGAGAAGAACGCGACCAUCUGCGAAUAGACGUCGAUAGCAGCGACUGGGCCAAAGACGAGAUCGUGAAGAAGGCAUGGACAAUGCGAGAUCAAGCUGUUGCCAGGAAAAACAUCGUCGAGAUAGAACUCGCUAAAACUCGUAUUGAAUUGAUGCAUAUCAAUAGUCAACUAAUGGAAGCAGUACAACAGAAAGUUGAGUUGUCCCAACAACUCGAUCAGUGGCAGCUCGAUAUGCAAGCUCUUCUGGACGAACAGAUGAAGAAGAAGCUCAAGAACUAUGAACAGCAAGAAGAAAGACGUCCGAGCCGACAAGGACAAUUACUAAAACGUCCUGUAAACUCCAAAGGAAAACUUUUCAAACUUUUCAGAUGAUGGAAUUCCAUUAAGUUUACUAUAAUUUCUUUGUUUGCAUUUCAUCAUAUCACUGGCUUAGGUUACUGUGUUGUUAUAAUUACCAGAACAAAAACUAGCUUUCAUUACUAGUACUUUUAAGUUAUCUUCAGUGUACCGUGAUUGUCUUGUGAAUGAAAUCAAAUUUUUAAGUUAUAAGCAGACGAAUCUCGUACAGCUUUACGAAAAACGUGGUGUAUUAGAACUCCACUUAUCCGGAUUCUAAAUAUCUUGUAAUUUAAUUGCGCAUCACUUGCCCUUCUUUCCAGGCCAAAUAAAUUAAGCUGGUUGUUUAUUUAUAUGUAUGUUUUUUAAUUUUUUUCCCGUGCUUGAAGUAACAGAAAAAGCUAAUACUGUAAAAAUCUCUCUAACUGGCAUUCGCUUAACCGGCAAUACCAAAAUAAAGGUUUUUCUGAAAGUCUAGAUUUAAAUCUAGAAUUUAGACUAUGAUUUAGAAAAGUAUGUAAUAAGCUAACAGUCUGCAGACUUAUCAAGUUUUAUCAAGCUAACAGUCUGCAGACUUAUCAAGCUUUAUCCAACUAAUGAAUCAAGGAAUUAUCUGGAAAAUGAAGACGAAUUACUGAUGCCUUUUCAUGCGUCCAUGUGUGAACUUUGAAAAUAGGAUCCACGAUUUUUAGAAGCAUUUUACAAUGAAGGCCGCCAUAUUUGUCUGUUUCCUGGAAAGAUAUAGAGAACAUUACCUAAUAAAAUGUUUAUCAGUGUCCAUAUAUGAUAUUAUAAAGCUUCAUUGUAUACACAGCCAAUUUUUAAAACUAUAGCCACAAUCUUAAAAGCCAGCAGACAUUCGAAGUUGCAUCUAAUCAUACUAAAUUCAUUAAUUUUCAUGUUAUAGUAGAUACGUUAAUUUAAAAAUAUUAUUUAAUUUUGUUUUUCUGGAAUAUAAACUCAAGUUAUGUAUUUUAAUUUUAUAUACUCUGUACGAUUUUCGAUAUUAUUUAUUUAACACCGGCCGAUAAUAAAAAAAGAUACGACGAAUAGACAUCACUUGCUGCAAUUUAUGCAAAUGGCAUCACAAAAUAUGAGUAUGUAAGCUCUAGAAAUAUGUAUUCAAUUAUACGGAAAAAUGUCUUAUCCGGAAUCGGCACAAUCCCUUUGCUACCGGUUGAAAGGUUUCCUGCUGUAUAUACAACAGAUAAUUUUUAAGAGUUUGGAAGAUUUUAUUUACUUCUCUUUUUGUUAUUGCUUUCUUUUCAACAAUUUACGUGCACUGCGCAUUAUCACUAAUGGAUAAGACCUAAGAUAAUUAAUUCAUUUAUUCUUCCUAUUUUAAAAAUGGAUUGCUUAUCAGCAUAAAGUGAAUCACUUAGAAAUGAAUUUUAUCUAUGGUUUUAAUAAUAUUUUACAAUUAAUAUUAUUUCAUAAGUUAUUAUUGUAUUAAAAUGAAGGGAAAAAAUUAGCGAUGUGAAACCUUCACUCCGAGUUGGUAGUGGCUUGCGAUUAAUCUGGAUAUUUGGAGUUCAGUUGUACACGUUUUUCUAAAUAAAGACUAUCCUUUCGAAAAUGGGACCAAUAUUUUUAUAGUAAUUAGACAAUCUGUGUUAAUUUGUGCUGUAUAUAGAUGCUGUUUAAUAGUCAUGCCUUAUAUAUAUAUACAUAAAUAUACAUACUUAAUUAAAUACUAUAUUUGUUGAAUGUUGCAUGUUCUGAGACUCCUUAAAUAAAGUCAAUUUUGUUAAGUCUUCAGCGACGUUAACAAGGUGUAUGCAUUCCUCCGGUGCUUUAAAAAGAAAUGUUUUUAAUUGUGAUUUUAUUGAUGGAAUUUAAGAAUAAAAAUUCAAUAAAUAAAUGAAUAUACAAUGAAUGAGUACACAAUGUUGAAAUCAUAAUAUCAGAUAUACCAGAUUUUGAAGUUUCUGAAUUUAUUUCUGUGUGAUGGUAAAGCAUUCACGUCAUAUCAUCUUUGAAUGAUUCAUACCAUGAAAAUCGCAUUUGAACUUGUAAUAUUUGCCAUCUUUCACUCUUCUUUCAGCAAAAAUUGUAGUUCAUGUUUCAAAACAGACGAUAUUUCGUAUUCUAAAAUAAAUUUGUACUGCAGAUUCAAUAGACUGAAUUUAUAACAAUCGUUUAUUGAAACAAAUCCAAAUAUAUAAUAAAAAUCUAUAAUGUGUAAAGAAAUUUUCAAUUUAACUUUAAAAAUAUUUUUAUUGUAUUGAAAAACAUUAAAAAAGUUAUUUAAAUUAUUUAGUUUUCAAAAUUUUAGCUAACUUCUUAAAUUUAAUUAAUUUUUUAGUAUUAAGCGAAACAGUAAUAUAUUACUGUUCAUUUUUUAUUGCAAAUAGGUGUUCAGAGAUUUCUGAUAAAUUUUUUAAAAGGUAUAUCACAAGAAAAAUCCAAGUUAAUCAAACUUUUAAUUUGGUUAUUCGGUAAAUAAUCCAUAAAGUUAGAGCUAAUAGAUUUAGGAAUAUGCAAUAAUGUAAUAGAAUAAGAGUUCCAUUUUUUUCAAAACAAACUACACAGAUUUUUCUUUCAUAACACUUAUAUUUUUUAUCUAACUAGGUGGCAACACUAAGGGGAAAUUUAUUUUUGAUUUAAUGGGAAAGUGCUUAACAAAGGUUCCCUUUUUAACAUUUAAAAUAUAUUAGAACAUUUCAUUAAAAAUGAAAUUUUACAUUUAAAAAAUUUUUUAAUUUAAAUAUUUUAGUAUAUUUUAGAGCAAGAGCCAUCAGUUUUUCUAAUGUUAAAUUAAUUUAAUAAAAUCUGAUAUUUUAAUUUUCAGUGGAUUUAAAACUCUUAUUCCUUUUAUGAUUAUUCAUAUCUGUUUAUUUAUGAUCUGCAAGUAUUUGCAAUAGUUUAAUUUUUUUUUCUUUAAAGGUCAAGUUUUAUUGAUAACUAUUGUUAAGAAUAUUUGUAUUUAGAAUAAUACAACAAAUCAUUCAGGAAAAAAUGGGCUUAACUUGAAGAAUAUUAUUUUUCCAUAAAAGAGGUAUAUUACUAUCAGUUUAAGGAAUUUUUGAAAAAAAAAUUGAUGUUAAUUUUUUUAACAGUUAAAUAACAGUUAAUGAGCCAUUCAUUCAUUUUGCUUCCUAUCAUUGUUAUUAACCAGAUAUUAACAAAGUUUCCAGCAUAAAGAAAUGAAUCCAAUGUACCAAAUCAAGUAUGCAUUCCAAUCAAAAAUGUUUUUCAUUUAAUCUUUCAUGUACUUUAAAGUUUUUCAAUGCAAAUAAAAUGUUUUGUUGUUUAAGCUGUUAUUUACAAUAGUAAGGAACUCUUUUUAAACAUGAUUGGCAACAAUUAUAAAGUUAGAACAAUAUUUAUUACUGAUAUAUGAGGUUAAAUCAUAAUUAAAAGUUACCUCAAAAAUAGCUGCUAUCUGUUUAAGGUUUACAAUUUCUAAAAGCCUAUAAUAAUGUUGUAACAAGUGGAUGUUGUAGUAUUACAAAAGAAUUUUUAGCAUUGUUUUGUUAUUGCAAAUUUAUUGUAAAAUUUAAUGUAAAUGUUUACAUUUCCGAAAAUAAUGUUUCCCAGCGGUUUUGGAGCAUUGUAUAAAAAUUGAUAAUAAUAAAAUGUUCAUAAGUUAUUUAAA
Molecule: messenger RNA, 5182 nt
Organism: Stegodyphus dumicola
Lineage: Eukaryota; Metazoa; Arthropoda; Arachnida; Araneae; Eresidae
Product: bicaudal D-related protein homolog
Source: RefSeq, a predicted model, not a curated record